Messenger RNA from Scleropages formosus (Asian bonytongue), 1581 nucleotides. RefSeq names its product fructose-bisphosphate aldolase A. The record is from RefSeq and is a predicted model, not a curated record. The transcript has 7 exons. Gene Ontology annotation, molecular function: fructose-bisphosphate aldolase activity. NCBI's taxonomy places the organism in Eukaryota, Metazoa, Chordata, Actinopteri, Osteoglossiformes, Osteoglossidae. Gene Ontology annotation, biological process: glycolytic process. Bases 105 to 1199 code for a protein of 364 amino acids.
UCCACGGACGCGCAGUUGAGUGGUAUUAGAGCAUCUUGCUUCCUGACAGAGCGCGCCGUCGAACCGCACCUCUCGUUUCUUCUCCGUUCCGUUACCGAGUCACGAUGACGCACGCACACCCCUUCCUGACCACUGAGCAGAAGAAGGAGCUCAGUGACAUCGCGCAGAGGAUCGUGGCCCCUGGGAAGGGCAUCCUCGCGGCCGAUGAGUCCACAGGCAGUAUCGCCAAGCGCUUCCAGAGCAUCAACGCCGAGAACACGGAGGAGAAUCGGCGCCUGUACCGGCAGCUGCUCUUCGCGGCAGACGACCGCAUCAAGCCGUGCAUCGGCGGAGUCAUCUUCUUCCAUGAGACCCUGUAUCAGAAGGAUGAUAGCGGCAAGCCCUUCCCCCAGCUGAUCAAGGACAAGGGCAUCGUGGUGGGCAUCAAGGUGGACAAAGGCGUGGUGCCGCUGGCGGGCACCAAUGGGGAAACCACGACCCAGGGCCUCGACGGGCUCUACGAGCGCUGCGCACAGUACAAGAAGGACGGUGCCGACUUUGCCAAGUGGCGCUGCGUUCUCAAGAUUACGCCGACCACGCCGUCCAGCCUGGCCAUCAUGGAGAACGCCAACGUGCUCGCCCGAUACGCCAGCAUCUGCCAGAUGCACGGCAUCGUGCCCAUCGUGGAGCCCGAGAUCCUGCCUGACGGGGACCACGACCUGCAACGCUGCCAGUACGUCACAGAGAAGGUGCUGGCUGCCGUGUACAAGGCGCUCUCGGACCACCACGUGUACCUGGAGGGCACCCUCCUGAAGCCCAACAUGGUGACGGCCGGUCACUCGUGCCCGCAGAAGUACGCGGCCCAGGAGAUUGCCAUGGCCACCGUCACCGCCCUGCGCCGCACCGUGCCUCCAGCCGUUCCCGGCGUCACCUUCCUGUCCGGAGGGCAGAGCGAGGAGGAGGCCACCAUCAACCUGAACGCCAUCAACAACUGCCCGCUGCACAAGCCCUGGGCGCUCACCUUCUCGUAUGGACGUGCCCUGCAGGCCUCCGCUCUCAAAGCCUGGGGCGGGAAGAAGGAGAACGGCAAGGCGUGCCAGGAGGAGUAUAUCAAGCGGGCCCUGAACAACAGCCAAGCGGCCCUCGGCAAGUACGUGUCCACGGGGGACAAAGGCACCGCUGCCGGAGAGUCUCUGUUUGUGGCGAACCACGCCUACUGAGCUAGGACUCCGCCCACCAAAGUGCUUCUGCUCCACCUCCACACCUCACUCACCACCUGCUCAGCUCCCUCCAUUUCCAGGGCCUGUUGCUCCGCCCUUCUCCCAGCAGCCCCUUUCUACAUGUGUGAGGUCACCAGAGGGAUGCGCCUGCCAUGCGGCGAGGAAGAGGGCAGCGUGGACCCUUGUGUGUUGGAGAGCUACCACCUCUCCCUGUGUGUGUGUGUCAGUCAAAUGGCAUCACGUGUACUCUGCACAUGUAUGUCCUACAACAUGUAUUGCCUUCUCUAGCCCAGAGAGCUAUUGUGGAAGGUGUUGUGCUGCAUGUUCCUGUAUGAAUAUACUGUACACUGGAAACAGAAAAUAAAAUAUACUGUCGGCUGUC